AGAAACUAUAAAGGUUGCCUGACGAGUCAAGAGGGAGAAGGAGAAGAGAUUGAACCAUGAGAGAGAACCUUGCCACUGUGUCAUUCCAAAACAUGGCGUCCACCGACUGCAUGAAACCCAGCGACCUGCCCACAGAGAAGAAGGGAAUGAAGAGGAGAAACUGGAGAAACAGAAUAGGAUUUCUCUUGAAGUCAAACAAUUCCCAUUCGAUACUCCAUCUAAUGAGAAACAGAACGUACAGGCCAACUGCUGAUGACGUAAACCAAUGGGCACAGUCACUCGACACACUCCUCAGUCAUAAAUAUGGGAAAGCAGCCUUUUGUAUCUUCCUGAAGUCUGAGUUCUGCGAGGAGAACAUUGAGUUUUGGACAGCCUGCGAGGACUUCAAGAACCACAAAUCGCACAAAGAGAUGGUCUCCAAGGCCAACAGCAUUUACGAGGAGUUCAUUAAAAACGAAGCUCCCAAAGAGAUAAACCUGGACUUCCACACCAAAAAUGCCAUCAUACAGAGCCUCCAUGAGCCCACUGUGACUAGCUUCUUGGCAGCUCAGAGGAAAGUCUACAGCCUGAUGGAGAACAACUCCUACCCCAGGUUUAUCCACUCCGACCUCUACAAAGAACUGUGUGACGCCGCCAGGAGAGAGGGCAAAGCACACUGAGUCCGCCCGGUCCUGAAGUCAUUUGUUUACUGCUGCGACUGUGUGAAUAGACCACUGAUGAUGUUCAUUCCAAGCACCGCCUCGGGGAUAAUAGACCCCGAAUGCAAAUCCGCGAGCAUAAACAUUACCGGCGAGGGUGGAAAAUGCAAAACUGAAGCCGUUUUUUAUUCCGUUCUGCUGAGAGCUUUCAACAAUGAAGCUGGGAUGAUUAGACUGGGUGCUAUAUGCUGCUGCAGGCAGCACACAGAGCAUUUCCACCAGAUAGGACUGAGGUUACAUUUUCUUCACUUGGCCUUUACCUGCAUUUUCUUCACCACGCUGUUAGAAUUUGGUAUUCUUAGCAACGAUGCAGUUCAAGAAAAUCUGUUGUAGUGCAAAUGCAUUCAACACAAAUAAGACUGUCCACGUCUUGCCGACGAUGCUGUUUGAAUGUCUGUUGUGUGCCGAUGUCCACUUGAAGACUUGUUUUGUUCUGUUUACGCAACAAAGUGCAAUUUUAAUUUAUAUGACAAAAUUCACAUUUUCACCGAAGACUGUAUUUGGUUUGAAAUCACUGUGAGAAUGUUAUGUAUUGUAAAUAUUGUGACACCGAACAUGCUGAAUGUAAAUUUAUGUUUUAGGGCAGCUGGACUGCUCGAGAAAUAAAAAAUGUAAUCUUCAAUGCUGAAA
Larimichthys crocea (large yellow croaker) is the source of this 1328-nucleotide messenger RNA. Its product is annotated as regulator of G-protein signaling 21. The record is from RefSeq and is a predicted model, not a curated record. The transcript is spliced from 5 exons. NCBI's taxonomy places the organism in Eukaryota, Metazoa, Chordata, Actinopteri, Sciaenidae. The coding region runs from base 57 to 659 and encodes 200 amino acids.